CUCUUCGUUAUAUGAUUCGCGCGUGAUGUUUUAUGAUAAUAAAUGCCGUGUUUCAAAACAGAAGUCAACAGCACUUUGAGUAAUGGACAUUUCUGAUCAUCACAUGACUGAAGUUGCCAUCAUCUGCCCUGAUGUGCACAUAGAGGUUCAUGUGAAAUCUCAGAGCAUAGCCAAGAGGUCUGACGUGAGGACGCAUGUGCUGUCGCUGCUGGAUCGACACAGCUCGGUUUUAAGGUCAUUCAAGUGGACGGAGUUUGAUGACGAAUUUCUAGCCAAAAAUGUGGAGUCAGUCACCAUUGGAGAUGUAGCUGGUCCGAAACUUGUGGAUCUGAAGGUUCACAACCUCUGUAUCCAUGUGUUUUCCCUGAAUGAUGACAGUCCGAGCACACUCACUCUGGAGGAGGAGGAGGAGCUAUCCGCUGCCAAUCAUUGGCUUCUCCCAGCUGCUGAGUUUCACGGCAUUUGGGAGAGCUUGAUUUAUGAGGAUGGCAUCAAAACACAACUCUUGGAUUAUGUUUCGACAACAAUUUUCUUCUCUGACAAAAAUGUUGACAGCAAUUUAAUUGCCUGGAAUCGUGUCGUGUUGCUUCAUGGGCCGCCUGGCACCGGGAAGACGUCUCUAUGUAAAGGACUGGCUCAGAAACUCUCCAUUCGACUGUCUGGCAGGUAUGCGCACAGCCACUUCAUGGAGAUCAACAGCCACAGUCUCUUCUCCAAGUGGUUCUCAGAGAGUGGAAAACUGGUCACGAAGAUGUUUCAGAAGAUCCAGGAGCUCAUUGACGAUAAAAGUGCCCUGGUGUUUGUCCUAAUAGAUGAGGUGGAGAGUCUCACAGCUGCUCGGAGCGCGUCCCAGGCAGGAACAGAACCGUCUGAUGCUAUCAGGGUGGUCAAUUCUGUCCUGACCCAGCUCGACCAGAUCAAACGCCACUCAAAUGUGGUCAUCCUCACUACAUCCAACGUCACGCAAAAGAUCGAUCUGGCCUUUGUGGAUAGAGCUGAUAUCAAGCAGUACAUCGGCCCACCGAGCGCCAACGCCAUAUUCAACAUCUAUCUGUCUUGUCUGGAGGAACUCAUGAAGCGUCAGAUCAUCUACCCCAGACAGCAACUGCUGAGUUAUGAGGAUCUGGGAACCAUGGACUUCAAGGAGAACGAAGUGACCCGUCUGAGCUUAAGCCUGAGGAACAUCUCCCAGAGGAGUGUGGGACUCAGUGGAAGAGCUUUGAGGAAAAUCCCAUUCCUGGCUCAUGCGCUUUUUGGAAAGACUGCCACAAUGACAGUCGAGAGUUUUCUAAAAGCGAUGGGCCGUGCCGUGGACAAACAGAGACAGGAACAGGCCAGUUUGGUCAACUGUGUUUGAGCUGAAGCAAACUGACGUUCUGCUGUCGAAUCGAAGCGGUUUCUUGUUUUUUGUUUGUCAGUUCAAUAUUUCUGCUCUGUUCACCAGCUUCAUCCUCUGAAAAUGUCCUAGAACAAACCAGUGUUGUUUAAUUUCAAGUUUGAAAGUUAAAAACCGCACUUAUCUAUAUGAGACUGUCAUCUUCUAGAUGGUAUUUCUCAAGUCCGCAUUUAUGAUUUAAAUAUAUAAACAUAUACAUUUAAAUGAUUUGAUUAAAAUGAGAAAAUUAAUUCCUUUUGUUUUUUGUUUAUUUUUUAAUUUUCACAAGAAAAAAGUUAUAUAUAUAGAACAUUUUAGGGGUUCAUUUUAUGGAUUUCGUUUUUUUAAUCAUUUUUAUGAAUUAAACGGUUCAUAAGCAUACUUUAACACUAGGAAAAAAUUAAAUAACUUUUAAACAUGAAACUAUUAUGCAAGACAUCAUUAAAGGACUUAUAAGUUCUUAUUUGGCAAAUUGAGUCAGGAAUUUUUUUUAAGAGUCUAAUUUGUAAAUUGCAUCCAGUAGGUGGCAUAAACAUGCAGGAAUUAAACCUAUGCAUGAAAUGCUUAGUGUCUUUUUUCACUCAAACAGCUCUUAUAUUAACUAUUUGAAAACCAAUUCGGAGUGCUAACAGCCUUUAUUCACACUGCAUUUGGUUUUCGAUUCGAGUCUUGCAUAUUGACAUUACGCUACAAGUUUGUACAAAUGAAAUUUCAUGAUUAUUUUGCAGUGUUUGCUACUUGGCCACUUGUUUUGUGCAAUUUGAACGCAUUAAAGUUAUAAAACACAUGUGCAUUAA
Molecule: messenger RNA, 2172 nt
Organism: Pimephales promelas (fathead minnow)
Lineage: Eukaryota; Metazoa; Chordata; Actinopteri; Cypriniformes; Leuciscidae
Source: RefSeq, a predicted model, not a curated record